AAAGCGUGAAGUUCAGACAAAUAGCAUGUCGCUGACUCGUCUCUGCUUACGUGUAUCUAUCACCUUGCGUCGUGAUGUUGUAUCGGCCCCUGGAACUGACUGAUCACUUCGCUCUUCGGUCGAAAAGGCAUUGCAUAUCGCUCCAUAACUUCAAACUUCAAAACUGCUCUAAUAGGAAGCGUGGCUCAGGGGUUGCGAGUCCGCUAUAUGUCCCUUUCAGAGCUGCGCGAUGCAUUCGUGCGGUGCGCCCAUCACAAGGUCUUCAUCGGUUGUUGAAUCAUAGGGUCUUGGCGAAAUGGAGUCGGGCUCCCCUGAGGAAACUGAGGCGGCCCAGCCUCGGUCUGAGAAGCAAUUUCACCCCAAGCGCCCUCACCGAAAGUCGCGGGCGGGAUGCCGAAACUGCAAGACGAGAAAGGUGAAGUGUAACGAAGCCCAUCCGGCUUGCCGCGCUUGUACCCUAAGGAGAGAGCAAUGCGUCUAUCCCAAUUCUCCAUCGCCCCGGGGAUCGCCCUCCUCCAGAGCCCUGAGUAUUUCCCGGAGACGGUCUCCCUCGCCGGAUUAUGCCGGCGACUACUCGGGCCUGCGCCUUCUGGAUGAGCCCCUCUUCACAUCCGCGGAUAAGGAUGCUACCGACAUGAAGCUCCUGUGGUUCUACACAACCCAAACCUACGAAUCCUUCUCGGCCUCCGGAGGCGCCAUGGCUGUUGACGAGAUCCUGAAAGUCGAUAUUGUUCAGCAUGCCUUCCAAGUUCCAUUUCUGAUGAACACCAUCUUGGGCCUGUCAGCCAUGCAUCUAAAUCACUUGAAGCAGGAAGUCUCACCGACUAGAGCAAUAGCCUACAGGGCAAGAGCCUUCGAAGGCUAUCGAAAGGCCAUCGAGGCAGCGAGACCAGAGACAUUCCCCGCCUUGCUCGCAUGCUCUCUCUUCCUCUGCGCCCUCUCCACCGAUCCAUUCAGGAGUGAGGAUGCCAAGCCCCUGUACGUCCUUGAUUGGAUGAUUAUCUGGAAAGGAAUAGGCCUGAUCAUCACCAUGAUCCAGGAGAAGGCCCUAUUCGAGUCCGGCAUGGCAACCCUCUUUUUCAGGCCGCUGAUAGACUUAAACUCAUCGGCCAAGCAUAUCCCAAGCAACUUACUUUUUAUGGUGACGUCCAUCCAGGAAGGCGAUGUCGAUUUUGGCUCCAAACCGGCCUAUUACCACACCUUGAAGUUUCUCGGAUCAUUAUAUGCGGAGCUUGCGCGAGGGUUCAGCGUCACGCUGAUCUUGCGCGUCGUCACCUUCUUUACUUUCUUGAGAAAAGAAUUCUUCGACUUGGCGCGGCAACGGCGGCCUCGAGCCCUCGUCAUCAUCGCGCACUUCCUUACAUUUGCUAAGACAACCAGCGGCAUCUGGUGGAUGGAGGGCAUAAGCGACAGAGAAAUAUGUAACAUCUACAAUCUGCUGGGCAAGGAGUGGGAGUCGCUGCUCCGAGUUCCCAGGAUGGCGGUUCACCUCACCGACAGGACCGAGAUCGGAAAGCUCCUGUUGGAUAACCAUGCCUGGGAGCCUCCGUCGGACCUGGGCGGAGAGGCUGAACGUCCAACGACCAAGGAGUUGGCGUGGACCGACAAUGAGGGCAAGCCAGUCCAGCUUGUAGGGGAAAUGAUCUACAAACUCCCCUUGAGGGACCGGCAGAGACUGGGCGGUCUGCUCCAAAACUACGAGCAACAGACGAUCGUGGGGCAGGAGGCUCUCGUGGGGCAGGAGGCUCUCGUGGGGCAGGAGCGUCUGGAUAGAGAAGAGAGGGUCCCUAUGGAAGUGGUUUUAACUUCCCUCUAUCAGGGCCAAAGCCCGGACACAACGACGACGAGUACGCCUUCGAUCGAUGGUUAUGGCUCUUGAUAUCUUUUACGCAGAAACAGCAAAAAGGUAUUGGCAUGGCUUGGCCGAUCCUCCGUUGCAGGAUAUCAUGCUCCCCAGACGGUUCGUUGUAUCGGUGGUAAGUACUUUAUUCUCAGCCUCGAAUCCCAUUUUAUCGUAAUUCUGACCACCUUCCUAGAUUACCGUGAUAUCAAAAGGUU
Messenger RNA from Phialemonium atrogriseum, 2058 nucleotides. RefSeq lists its product as uncharacterized. The coding region runs from base 296 to 1879 and encodes 527 amino acids. The transcript has a single exon. Gene Ontology annotation, biological process: regulation of transcription by RNA polymerase II. Gene Ontology annotation, molecular function: zinc ion binding; DNA-binding transcription activator activity, RNA polymerase II-specific. NCBI's taxonomy places the organism in Eukaryota, Fungi, Ascomycota, Sordariomycetes, Cephalothecales, Cephalothecaceae. The record is from RefSeq and is a predicted model, not a curated record.